AUGGUCGGUAGUGGACUUCUCCCUCUACCUCUUACGUUGUGGACUAACCAGGUUCGAAGCUCAAACUCUUCCGUUCGAAAAAGGCGGUAUAUUCAAACAUCCGCAACUAUCCGUUCUAUUUCCCAUCACCAUGACUCUUCACUGCCCUCUGGCCUGGGACUCCAUGUGGUUCAUCAGCCGGAAUUUGCAUCGCUCGACAUUAUCUUCGUUCACGGUCUAGGAGGCCAUAGCCAGCGGACUUGGUCAAAGAACCAUGAUCCGUCACUGUACUGGCCUAAGCUAUGGCUUCCAUCUGAACCGGGGAUCGACAAGGCUCGUAUCCUAACCUUUGGUUACAACGCAGCUUGGCACGGCGCAACGAAGAGCAUCGCUAAUAUCACAGACUUCGCCAAGGAGUUAUUGUUCGAAAUGCGGUUUUCGAGAGACGAUUCUGGAGCUGAUCUUAAAAUCGGCACGAAUCCCAUCAUCUUCAUUGUUCAUAGUAUGGGUGGUUUAGUCGUCAAGAAGGCAUAUCUACUAGGCCUGCAUGAUGAGAAUUAUAAAGACGUUACUCGCUCAAUAUCAGCAAUCAUGUUUCUAUCUACUCCUCAUCGCGGUACCAAUCUAGCGACAAUUCUAAAUAGGGUCUUGGCUGCGUCAUUUCAGUCGUCGAAGAACUUCAUUUCAGACCUCAAUAAGAGUUCCCCCGCUAUUGAAGAGCUAAAUGAACAAUUCAGGCAUUUUUCGCUAGGGCUCUCGAUUUGGUCGUUCUAUGAGACAAUGGCCACUUCUAUAGGGUUUAAGAAAAUCAUGAUUUUAGAAAAAGACUCCUCUGUUUUGGGCUAUCCUGCCGAGAUAUCCAGGCCCUUGCAGGCCGACCACCACGAUGUCUGCAAAUAUUCAAGCCCAACUGAUCCUAAUUACAUCAGUGUCAGGAAUGCGAUCGCAUCUCUUGCCGCGCAUUUUGGCUCGACGAAAACGCAAGAAGAUAAUCCAAUCCACCCCGAGACUCCCGCUAAUCUCCAAGGACUCUUUCGCGAUUGUCUAGAUAGCGAGGAUGACUAUUCCGCGUUAAUUCGUUGCUUGGCGCCUGGAACAUGUGAAUGGUUCGUCAAGGAACCGGAAUUUAUUUCCUGGAUGGAGUUGACCUCCGACUCUCAAGUCUUGUGGUUCAAUGCUCCUCCCGGUACUGGGAAAUCCGUCCUGUCAGCUUUCCUAAUCAGCCACCUGCGGAAGCUAGGCUGUCGCUGUCAAUUCUUUCUAUUUAAAUAUUCAGAUGGGAAGAAGCGCUCGGUCGCCGGUGCUUUGCUGUCCCUUGCAUCACAGCUCGUACAGAACAUGCCCGAGUUUGCAGCAUCCCUUAACGGAUCAUCGCCAGAGAGCUUGGGCCUUAAUUCAGAAGACAUUGCGUUAAUUUGGCGAAACCUUUUCAAAGACAGAUUAUUCGAAAUGCGCACCCUUCAACCAAUAUAUUGGAUUAUUGACGGUUUAGAUGAAUGCGAUUCCCCGAAUACUUUCUUGGAAUGUCUCGCAGCUUUCCACAAUACCCAGAUACCCAUACGCAUCCUAAUACUCAGUCGUGAUAGAAAGCCUAUCUCAGAUAGUUUUAACAGACUUUCGGAUAUCAUAUCUGUGUCUCGAAUGGACCAGACUUGUGGUGCUCACUACCAACGAGAUAUCGGACUUUUUAUCAAGUGGAGACUUAAACACAUGCGCGGCAGCGAUGAGUUCCGCCGAAGACUAGUUCAGACCAUCAUGGAACGCUCUGGGCUCAAUUUUCUAUGGACGAAACUAGUGCUAGACGAGGUUAUGGAAUGCCACACCGAGGAUCGUAUUCGGGAGGUUCUCGAAGAGGUUCCAGGAGGGAACCUUGUCAAUUCGACUCGGAACUUCAACAUUGAGCUAAUAAGGGCACUCAUUGACUUGGAAGAGAUGUCGGAAGCACUUAAGCCGGAGUUUCAAGAAACCUGUUACAUGCGAGUUGAAGAAAACGGAAGGGUCAACAUACUGCAUCACACCGCCCGUGAUUAUUUCACGAAUUCCCUACAGAGUCGAUUCUACAUUGAUUUAGCUGAAACUCAUGGAAGAUUCUUGAUGAAAACUAUUACAACAUUGGAGGACCCAGAACUUCGAUGGAGGUUGGUUCAUGAUGAACACGGCCUUCAAUCGAGCGAGCCCUUCGUUUUCUACUCAGCGGUUAAUUGGCCAUUUCAUUUGGACCAAUGCUAUUAUAAUACGCCUGAGUGUCUUAACUUGCUUAAGAGGGUAUUUGGUAGCCCCGUCGUGUUGACUUGGAUCUAUGUGUUGGCUCUGCUUCGGCAACUGGAUGUCUUAAUAAACGCGGCAGGUAUUAUCUCAUCUGUUGCUCGUAAUAUGAAAACUGGGGAAAUAUCCAGUACUCUAGCUCACCCCGAUGUUUUGGUUUUCGAAUUCUUAAAUAAUUGGGCUAUUGACCUUAUUAAGAUAGCUGAGAAGUUUGCGUCCAACCUGGUUGCCAACCCUGGAGCAAUAUACGAAAUCGUUCCGGCACUCUGCCCUACGAAGUCUAUGAUGUACCGGCAAUUUUCGCAUUCCACGCAUAUCAAGGUGCAUGGGACCGCAGGGACGGGUUGGAGUGAUCAUCUUCAUCGCCUCUCCCUACCCAAAGAUAUCCAGGCUUGGGAAAUCAUUUGCGUUGGGAAAUACUUAGUAGUUCUCGGGUCUACUGGAAUAGUGCACGUGUGGGAUACGUCGGGUUCCGCGGAUGUUGUUGCAAUGGCACAUGGGGAAGUUGUCACAGCCAUGGCCACGAACCGAGUUGGUACAAAAAUAGUGACUUACGGGAUGAAGAGUACUAAGAUAUGGGCUCUCCCUUCGGGAGAUCUUCUUAACUCGACAGCUAAUCCCCCGUUCACCAAAGCGCUUGCAAUAGCCUUUUAUGACAACGUUAUAAGGCAAGUAAAGCACGACACUUUGGAAGAAGGAUGGCAGGUGCUGAAUCCAAACGUUCCUAAAGAUACAAGGAAGAUCAGUGGUGCGAUAGUUAGCGCCCCUGUGUGUGUUGAGUUCAAUAGCGACAAUACGCAAGUUGCUGUUUCGUACCGGGGAGCACCGCUCUCAGUUUGGAGGCUUCGCGACGGGCGCUGUAUUAACAUAAGCAAAAGAGCAACCACUCCUCGGGAUAAGGCUAGUCGACCAUCAUCAAAUUGGUUCUCCGUGAAUCGAUUUACCUGGAAUCCCACUUCAGGCCAUAUUCUAGGCAUCUAUAAAGACGGUCGCGUUUUUAAAUGGCAUCCAAUGACUGAUGAGAACGUUGAGGCGGAUGUUCGGUGGGCUGCGGAUGAAAUCGCAGCCAGCCCAAAUGGAAAGCUCUUUGCAACUAGUAGUAGCGAUGGCUCAGUUCGGAUCUGGGACUUUAUGCAAUUUAAUGUUAUCUACGAGCUGUCAUUGGACGAUCUGGUUACCCGGCUGGCUUUCAGUCCUGACAGUCGGCGGCUUUACGAUCUUCGUGGUGGCUCUAUCAAUGUGUGGGAGCCGAAUAGCUUAUCCUACUGCCUAGAGCCCAGAGAUGAUACGAAGGGUAAGGACCAAUCGUCGUCAUCUUCGGGGUUCCCGGGGGCACGGACGGGUCGACACGAAGCAGUGACCGCGUUUUGUAGGGCACCAGGCGAUACGAAGUAUUGCGUUGGCUACGAAGACGGUGUAGUUUCUCUACAUAAAAAAGGAAACACCGAGGUUAUUGAGGUCGCGCACUUUCAUAACUCCCUCCCUGUUGCGCACAUCACAUGGAACCAGGAUGGGAGUUAUGUAGCCGCUGCGGAUCUCGCUGGCGAUAUUCAAGUCAAGAGUCUAGAUGAUAGCAUCGGGCAAGGCUUGCUUGUAUCAUCCCUGCCUUCACCCCGCCUUAGUCUCGAUACUUACAAUAUUGAGGGAAUUGUUCUUCGCCCAGAUGGUCAGGAGUUAUUAAUAGUGACCAAAGGAAAGUGCUCCAUUUUCUCCACUACACAUGGCACGAUUAGGAUUACCUUCAUGCUCUAUGGAGACGACUGCAAUCGCAGAUGGCUAUGCCAUCCGACGAGGCUGGAUAUCAUCCUAGGGUACGGAGCUCUAGACGUACGUGCAUAUACAUGGGCUGAACUUCGAAAUAUAUAUUGGAUGUCGUACAAUCCCAAAGUUAGAAAACCUUCACAGCCAAAAACGGCUUAUGACAAACUCCCUUUUACUUAUAGCGGCGAUGUUACUUUGGAGGCUAUGGAUGCAAUUCCGACUCGGGAUGGGAACAACGUUCUUCUAUGUGUCCAGAAAACUGAAGAUAAAGGAUACCCAGUGGAUGACUUCAUGGUUGUCUCAACUUUCAACCUAACAACACUGGACCAUAUGACCAAUCCAUUUAAUUAUUUGGAUAUUUUUCGGCUCCCACAAGAGGUGUCGGCUCGGGUUCAAAAGCCCCUCGGAGUUAUCUACGGCUCAGAAAUUGUCUUCUUAGAUCAUGAUUUCUGGCUCUGCAGCUGGUCUCUAAAUGUCGAUGUCUACACAGCGGAAAGUUACCGUAGACACUACUUCAUCCCGCGGAACUGGAUUGGCCAAGCUAGCUUAGAUCAAUGUUCGCUAGCGGAUGACGGCUCCCUUUUUUGGCCCACAGACAAUCGCAUUGUAGUUAUCGAGUGCAAUCUUGAUGAUACAAGACUGGGUUCAGUAUUUUGA
This is a messenger RNA of Hypoxylon trugodes, 4662 nucleotides long. RefSeq lists its product as uncharacterized. Bases 1 to 4662 code for a protein of 1553 amino acids. The record is from RefSeq and is a predicted model, not a curated record. Lineage: Eukaryota; Fungi; Ascomycota; Sordariomycetes; Xylariales; Hypoxylaceae. Gene Ontology annotation, molecular function: protein binding. The transcript has 6 exons.